Messenger RNA from Coffea eugenioides, 1791 nucleotides. RefSeq names its product mitoferrin-like. Bases 355 to 1374 code for a protein of 339 amino acids. Gene Ontology annotation, biological process: iron import into the mitochondrion. The transcript is spliced from 2 exons. Gene Ontology annotation, molecular function: ferrous iron transmembrane transporter activity. Gene Ontology annotation, cellular component: mitochondrial membrane. The record is from RefSeq and is a predicted model, not a curated record. Lineage: Eukaryota; Viridiplantae; Streptophyta; Magnoliopsida; Gentianales; Rubiaceae.
UCCUCUUCCCCUUUCCUUCCUCUUGUCCAAAACUAACAACAAAAUCCACCACCUCCACGCGCCGCUCAGAGUCCAUCCCUUGGAGCCUUCUCCGCCGCCGCCCCGGCCGGGGGUCACCUCUCGGUCCUAUACAUUUGUACAGUUGUAUUUCCAAUAUUUUCCACGUCACCGGCCGCCACUCUCAUCUCUCUUUCUUCAAAUCGAAGGAGCUAAUGCUUUCCGUUUUUGUUACGGGUGUAUGGCAGCCAUUUCCCAUCGGAUUUUUUUGAACCCGACCCAGGUUGCUACCAAUAUCCGUGUCCCUGUUUGUACCUAUCACUCGGCCGUUACAAUCUCUAGCUCCAUAUAUUAUUCAUGGCCACCACCACGACUGCUACUGCUGAUGCUGCUGCCUCUGCCCAAUUCCAAAACUCCGACGUUUUGCCCAUCCAUCAAUCCUCAACUUACCACCCACAAGUUACCAUGGCCAAGCCACCCCACGAUGGCCUUCACUUCUGGCAAUUCAUGGUUUCCGGCUCCGUCGCCGGCAUGGUAGAACACAUGGCCAUGUUCCCCGUAGACACUAUUAAGACCCAAAUGCAAGCUAUGGGCUCUUGCCCCAUGAAAUCCGCCAGCAUUAGCCAGGCUGUUCGGUCAAUUCUCAAAUCUGAAGGUCCAGCCGGACUUUACCGUGGGAUUGCCGCUAUGGGCAUCGGUGCCGGCCCCGCCCACGCGGUUUAUUUUUCCGUUUAUGAAACUUGUAAGAAAGCUUUGUCUGGCGGAAAAGAAAAUAAUCCUCUAGCACACGCUGCCUCGGGGGUUUUUGCCACCGUGGCUAGCGAUGCCGUGUUUACGCCGAUGGACAUGGUUAAACAGAGGCUGCAGCUGAAUAGUAGUCCGUAUGGAGGAUUAUUGGAUUGUGUCAAGAGGGUUUUGAGGGAGGAGGGUAUUGGGGCGUUUUAUGCCUCUUAUAAGACUACUGUGGUUAUGAAUGCGCCCUAUACCGCUGUGCAUUUUGCCAUCUAUGAGGCCGCCAAAAGGGCUUUAAUGGAGGUCUCACCCGACAGUGUCAGCGAUGAGAGAUGGGUGGUCCAUGCUACGGCUGGGGCGGCAGCUGGGGCGUCGGCUGCGGCACUCACAACCCCCCUUGAUGUUGUGAAAACUCAGCUACAGUGUCAGGGAGUCUGUGGAUGUGACAGAUUUGUAACUGGUUCAAUUAGAGAUGUUCUGCGGACUAUAGCAGAAAAAGAUGGAUAUCGUGGUCUCAUGAGAGGUUGGCUACCAAGGAUGCUCUUCCAUGCUCCUGCGGCUGCAAUUUGCUGGUCUACGUAUGAAUCUGCGAAAGACUUCUUCGAGGACGUUAAUGAUGGUGAACAUAAUGGCAAUGUUCAAUGAGGUUUAAGGCACCCUGCUUUUCCUCCUUCACUAAGGAAUCCCUCCAUGUUUGAUUGAAAGAGAUAUAUAGAUGACAAAAAUGAUUGAACAGCAUCAACUUUCAGGCGGUAUUUAUACUUGAUACAGAUGUGUAACAGAUGUUAGUGGGCAGUCAAGUCGCUAGAGCCGGAAGUCAUCUGCUUGUAGUAAAUUGUUGUUAGCUUCAAUAAGAUGGCAUAGUUUGGAGGAAGAGGCCCCAUAAUUUUGUUAAUUGUUUUCCUGAAGCACGAUGAUGCAAUAAUGUACCCUUUGUAGUAGCAUCUUCGAGAUCAUAAGAUGAUGCAGCAACGGAAAUUAGUCUGCCGAAUUAAAUAUUCUAUGGACUCAGCAAUACCUGCAUCCUGUGUUCCGAUUUUGGCGAGGGAGUUAUUUGUUUUA